UGUCAGCAUUUAUCCUCAAAUCUCGUCUCAAGAAAAAUAAAACCCCAUUGAAAAUUUACACUACAUUAUAACACCUUUUAACAACGGCUUCUUUGUAUGCAUUACCCAUAAGCUUUUCAGUUUUUCAUCCCUCAACUUUCAAGAAAAUGAUGUCAAUGGCAUCCCAAGCUGCAACCCACUUGCCUUCUUUGGAGAACUUGCCAGUUACGACUCUUUUUGAGAACUGCAAGUCCGUUGACCAACUCAGGCAAAUCCACGCCCAUACAAUCAAGAAGGGCAUUAUGUCAUCUCCGUUGGUACAAAAUAAGAUUGUCGCCUUCCCAUGUGAGCAUGAAGGCGGCAACAUGUUGUAUGCUCGCCGCUUGUUCGAUGAAAUUCCUGAACCAAGUGUUUUUGUUUGCAACACCAUGAUCGAAGGCUACUCUAGGCUAAAUCGUCCUAAAGAUGGGGUUUCGAUGUAUUUGGAGAUGCUAAGAAGGAAUGUGAAGCCUAAUGACUAUACGUUCCCGUUCCUAUUCAAGGGCUUUAAGCGUGAUACUGCUUUGGCAUAUGGGCAAGAGUUGCAUGGUCACGUGGUUAAAUACGGGUUCGAUUCAAAUGUCUUUGUCCAAAAUGCUUUGGUAAAUAUGUAUUCCUUGAGUGGCAUGAUUGAUAUGGCUAGCGGUGUUUUUGAUAUGAGUUGUGAGAGGGACGUCGUCACUUGGAAUGUGAUGAUAUCGGGUUACAACAGGAUCAAGCAUUUUGAUGAAUCAAGGAAGCUUUUCAAAGCAAUGAUGGAGAAGGGAGUGUUUCCCACUUCAGUUACCUUUGCUUUAGUGCUUUCUGCUUGCUCCAAAUUGAAGGAUUUAGAUACCGGAAAGCAGGUCCAUAGAUAUAUCAAGGAGUGCAAGAUUCAGCCUAAUUUAGUUUUGGAAAAUGCCUUGAUUGCUAUGUAUGCGGCUUGCGGGGAAAUGACAGUGUCUCUUGAUAUUUUUGAGAACAUGAAGACAAGUGAUGUAAUUUCUUGGACCAGCAUCAUUACUGGGUUCGCCAAUUCUGGGCAAGUUGAUUUAGCUCGGAAGUACUUUGAUCGUAUGUCUGAAAGAGACUAUGUCUCAUGGACAGCCAUGAUUGAUGGGUACCUGCGAGUGAACCGGUUCAAAGAGGCUUUGGAACUUUUCCGCAAGAUGCAGACUUCAAAGAUAAAACCUGACGAGUUCACUGUAGUGAGCAUCCUCACAGCCUGCGCUCAUCUAGGCGCACUUGAACUAGGAGAAUGGAUCAAUACUUAUAUUGACAGGCACAAGAUCAAGAAAGACAGCUUUGUUGGAAAUGCGUUAGUAGAUAUGUACUUUAAGUGUGGAAAUGUUGAAAAAGGGCUGCAGAUUUUCAAUGAAAUGCAAAGAGACAAAUUUACAUGGACAGCUGUGAUUGUUGGCCUUGCCAUUAACGGGUAUGGUGAGGAAGCUCUUGAUAUGUUUUCUCAAAUGCUAGAAGCUUCAAUUAUGCCAGAUGAGAUAACCUGCGUUGGUGUUCUUUGUGCCUGUACUCACACAGGCAUGGUUGACAAAGGACGAAGGUUUUUCGCUAGUAUGAUCAACCAACAUGGUAUUCAACCGAAUGUUGCACAUUAUGGGUGUAUGGUCGAUCUGCUUGGUCGAGCAGGGCAUCUACAAGAAGCAUAUGAAGUUAUACAGAACAUGCCAGUGAAACCAAAUUCAGUUGUCUGGGGAGCUCUUCUCGGUGCUUGUAGAAUUCAUAAAGAUGCAGAAAUGGCUGAAUUGGCGGCUAAAAACAUUCUGGAAUUGGAACCUGGUAAUAGUGCUGUUUAUGUUCUCUUGUGCAAUAUAUAUGCAACUUGCAAUAAAUUGGAAAGUUUGCGUGAACUACGAGAAAUGAUGCUAAAGAGGGGAAUUAAGAAGAUCCCUGGUUGUAGUUUGAUAGAGAUGAAUGGUAUGGUUCACGAAUUUGUAGCUGGAGACCAGUCACAUCCUCAAUCGAAAGAAAUAUAUUUGAAGUUAGAGAAAAUUACAAGCAAUUUGAAAUUCGCUGGAUAUACACCUGAUAUGUCUGAGGUGUUUCUUGACGUCGGGGAAGAGGAUAAGGAGAGCUCAGUCUACCGGCACAGCGAGAAGUUGGCUAUUGCAUUUGGCCUGCUUAGUUCUAAGCCUGGUGUGACAAUCAGAAUUGUGAAGAACCUAAGGAUGUGUGUGGAUUGUCAUCGUAUGGCAAAGUUAGUGUCAAAGGUGUAUAGUAGAGAAGUAAUUGUUAGAGACCGAACUCGGUUCCAUCAUUUCAGGCAUGGAUCAUGUUCAUGUAAAGAUUAUUGGGUCGAGCACAGGAAGCCGGCAAUGCAGACUGAUAGACUUGUCCAUUUGACGCGAACCAGGGAUGAAGAACUGAAAUAUCACCGUCAAGCAAGCACCUUGAGGAGCAAUACCAUAGAAAGCACAAUCCGGCUUGGCCAAGUGGUAACAAAGGCUCUUAGCGAAGUGCUUCACACUAACUUGAACAGAUUGUGCAUCUCCCCUCAAAAUUGCCCUAGAGGAUCGAGCCUGAGCACUCAGAUUCCGAUCCUCUACCGGAGCAUCAGCCUGCUCUCCUAUCACCAGCAAUUGCCGAAACUCGGCGCCAAGCGUGAUAAACGUCGUCGAAAUCUGCAUAUGCAAUUCCCCGUACUUGGUUAUGGAGACGUUCAGCAACUCGCCGAUGUGCUUCAUCCGAUCAACGAAGCUCUGGAGCUGGUUCAGGUCGGGGACCUGAACCAGAGUCGGAGGCAAAUCCUGUGCCGCGUCGAGAGCGGUUUGGAGCUCGAGAAGGUGAGCCCUAGAUAACGGUUUCGAGAUCGGAACGUCUUGAAUCACGGCGGAUUUGAAACCCUUGGUCUCGAAGGUAAGGAAAGGCAU
This is a messenger RNA of Morus notabilis, 2885 nucleotides long. Its product is annotated as putative pentatricopeptide repeat-containing protein At3g15930. The transcript has 2 exons. Lineage: Eukaryota; Viridiplantae; Streptophyta; Magnoliopsida; Rosales; Moraceae. The coding region runs from base 147 to 2813 and encodes 888 amino acids. Gene Ontology annotation, biological process: RNA modification. Gene Ontology annotation, molecular function: protein binding; zinc ion binding; RNA binding. The record is from RefSeq and is a predicted model, not a curated record.